Rotaria sp. Silwood1 is the source of this 1235-nucleotide messenger RNA. The record is from the annotation of a GenBank genome assembly. NCBI's taxonomy places the organism in Eukaryota, Metazoa, Rotifera, Eurotatoria, Philodinida, Philodinidae.
UAUAUGUGAAAAGAGCACCAAAUAAAGAGUGAAAUGAGCACCAAAUUUGUUUAUAUGUGAAAUAAGAAAAUAAAUAAUGUCAUCACACCGAACAACAUGAAGAACACAAAAAGGUAAUAAAUGCAUGUUAUGUAAAUAUGAUUAUUAUGAAAAAAAUUUUUAUGAUAACAGAGCAGUUCGAACUUUUUUCGACCUGCCUUUGCCACGUCGUUUACCCAAAACCUGUAAGCGAGUUUUAUCAUUAAUUUCGUAUUUGUUGAGAAGCAUACCCAAACCAAUUGAAUGUUUGCAUACAUAAGAUUUCAACCCACUUGGACAUGUACAUGAAUUAAGUGGGCAUACAAGCCAGCAAGAUUUCAACCAAAUAAUCAACUCGUCGAAUGAUGUCCACUGUUGAAGUUGAUACAUUAUGCUGCUUUAAAAUAAUAUCAGCUUCGUUGAGUGUAUUGACGAUAUUUAAAAUUUGAUAUUGCUUGCUUGACAUGUUUUUGCUACUGGAAUUUUUAUUUUUUUCUACACUUUUUUUUAUAUACAAAUCAUUACUCCAAUUAAUUAGAUUAUUUAUGAAUUGUCAUUGGAUUAAUGAAUAUGAGUAGAGCUUAUCCCAAUUUAAUAGCUAAGUACCUAUGAACUGCAGUCGUAAUUCGUUUAAAUCUUAAUUGAUACCUUUUGUACUGUUCUGUUCAUUUGGUGCUCAUUUCACCCUUUUUUAGUGCUCUUUUCACAUAUAAUCAAUUUGGUGCUCAUUUCACCCUUUUUUUGGUGCUCUUUUCACAUAUAAUCAAUUUUGGUGCUCAUUUCACUCUUUUUUUGGUGCUCUUUUCACAUAUAAUCAAUUUGGUGCUCAUUUCACUCUUUUCUUGGUGCUCAAAACACAUUUCUUCCAAGAUUUUACUACAAUUGAUACAUUAACAGGUUUUAAAUGGCUCGAAAAUAUAUCACAUCAAUUACUUAAUGAUAAAAAACAUGUUAUUUUUUGUUUUGAAGAUGUUAUUGAAUUUAUGUUCUUCUGGGAAAAUACACCAGUUCAUCGUAGUGAAUCUUAUUUGGAUGCUGAUGAAAACCAACCAAAAGAUUCUAAAGAUGAAGAAUAUAUUCCUGCUUUUUGUGGCGAAGGUAAAGAUAAAAAACCAACACUUCGUUGUUCAGCAUCAACACAAAUGAUAACAUUUUAUUUUGAUAAUGGUUGUGAAAUAAGAAUACAUGUCAGUGGAACUGAACCAACAAUUAAAUGA